AUGUCCCGUACUUGUUCUCUCUAUGCCAGUAUGUCUGGUCCUAUGAAAACUUUCAGAGACUCGAGGGUCUAUACAGCAGUCCCCUUACAAACGGUCCAGCCUAUAUCCACUCAAGCGCUUGGCUUUCGGAUCGAGUUACAAGAGGGUAAAUGUGAUCCCAAACCUCUUAGUAUUUCCCAUCAGCUCUACGACAACGACCAAUUUGCGCUCGCAUCACACUUGAUUCUUGUGGCAACUCACACCUUCACCAUGGCCAUGACUUACCACUCUUGGAUUGCGGCUAGCGAAGGCUUUAUUCCAGUGCAAAUAAAUGGCCCAUUAUGGCGGCCCGAAUAUUCAAUCUGCGGAUGGUAUAACGAGACAUACAAUGCGACCGAGUCUGUCUGGAAGUCAGUUCCAUCCAUGGAGCAUAACCUUUGGCUAUACAUGAUCGUCGGUACCCAGCCGGUGAUGACCGUGCUAGCCAUAUGCGUGAUCGCCUUUCUUUUCCGUGUCCCCAUUUCACGAGAUCUCGGCAUUAUAUCUCUGUUGGCGGGCGCUGACCAAGAUACUCUCAAAAUACUCAAGGGCGCUUCUUACAGUGGCAAACUGACGAAGCCCGUGCCUGUUAGAAUUGAUGUAUCCCAUAAUGUGGAUCGGGCCGGGACGAAGCUUGGAUCUGUGCAGUAUUAUAUUGGCGAAUCAGGGACGCACGGGAGAAUGCUGGGAGGAUAUAUAUACUCGUGA
Molecule: messenger RNA, 726 nt
Organism: Fusarium oxysporum Fo47
Lineage: Eukaryota; Fungi; Ascomycota; Sordariomycetes; Hypocreales; Nectriaceae
Exons: 3
Coding region: 1-726 (241 amino acids)
Source: RefSeq, a predicted model, not a curated record